This is a messenger RNA of Notolabrus celidotus (New Zealand spotty), 4145 nucleotides long. RefSeq names its product cytohesin-2. Gene Ontology annotation, molecular function: guanyl-nucleotide exchange factor activity. Bases 122 to 1372 code for a protein of 416 amino acids. The transcript has 12 exons. Gene Ontology annotation, biological process: regulation of ARF protein signal transduction. The record is from RefSeq and is a predicted model, not a curated record. NCBI's taxonomy places the organism in Eukaryota, Metazoa, Chordata, Actinopteri, Labriformes, Labridae.
CUUCCGGUGUCGCCACCUUCUUUGUCUCCGACCCAACAUUUCGACACCAGGGGUUGUCUUUUUUUUUCUUUUUAGUUUUGAGGAUAUAUUUACACAUAUAUCCCUUGUUUUCUUAUAUUGAAUGACAGUCGACUCUGAAAUAUUUAUGCCUAAAAGUAAAGCGCCCAAAAUGGAUGACCUGGACUACAUCCCAGUAGACCUGAGCCCAGAGGAGCGCUCUGAGCUAGAGGACAUCCGCAGGAGGAAGGGCGUCCUGCUGCAGGAGAUCCAGCGGCUCAGGGAGGAAUUGAGGGAGGCAAUUUUGGAGGUGGAGGGACUGGAGACCAGCACAGAGGGCAGUAAAACUCUACAGAAAAGCAGACAUGUGGCAAUGGGAAGGAAGAAAUUCAAUAUGGACCCUAAAAAGGGCAUCGUGUUUCUGGUGGAGAACGAGCUGCUCAGACACACUCCUGAGGACAUCGCUCAGUUCCUCUACAAAGGAGAGGGCCUCAACAAGACCGCUAUAGGAGAUUACCUCGGAGAAAGGGAUGACUUCAACAUUAAAGUGCUUCAGGCUUUUGUUGACCUCCAUGAGUUCACUGAUCUCAACCUCGUCCAGGCCCUCAGGCAGUUCCUGUGGAGUUUCCGUUUGCCUGGUGAAGCUCAGAAGAUUGACAGAAUGAUGGAGGCCUUCGCUCAGAGAUACUGUCACUGCAACCCCGGCGUCUUCCAGAGCACUGAUACAUGUUACGUGCUGUCAUUUGCUAUCAUUAUGCUGAACACAAGCCUCCACAACCCGAAUGUGAGGGAUAAACCUGGACUGGAUCGUUUCAUCUCCAUGAACAGAGGCAUCAACGAAGGAGGAGACCUGCCUGAGGAGCUUCUCAGAAAUCUCUACGAAAGCAUCAAGAAUGAACCCUUUAAGAUCCCCGAGGAUGACGGCAAUGACCUGACACACACCUUCUUCAACCCGGACAGAGAGGGCUGGCUUCUUAAACUCGGGGGACGAGUGAAAACCUGGAAAAGGCGAUGGUUCAUUCUUACAGACAACUGCCUUUAUUACUUUGAAUACACCACGGAUAAGGAGCCGCGGGGUAUCAUCCCCUUGGAAAACCUUAGCAUCCGAGAGGUAGAAGACCCAAGAAAACCUAACUGUUUUGAGCUCUACAUCCCCAACAACCGCGGUCAGCUGAUUAAGGCGUGCAAGACAGAGGCUGACGGCAGAGUAGUGGAGGGAAACCACAAUGUGUACCGUAUCUCAGCCCCCACACCUGAGGAGAAGGACGAAUGGAUCCACAGCAUCAAAUCUGCUGUCAGUGUUGACCCCUUCUAUGAAAUGCUUGCUGCCAGGAAGAAACGUAUAUCACUGAAGAAGAAGGAAGAACAACCGUAGAUUAUUUCCGUCAUUCUCCUCUCGUCUUCCUUCCUCAUGCUCAUCUCUCCUUCCAAUAUGGACACAAUUACAUCCCUACUCCUUAUCCCCCUGUUCAUAAGUUUGCUUUUAACUCUUCCCUGAUCCCAAGCAUAUCCUUCCCCCAAGAUGAGCACUUGCUAUCCUGUCUACCAUACUCUUGAAAGUCUCUUUCAAAGGAAGAGCUCAGCUGCAGCUGCCUCUUCUUCUCUGAAACUACUGCUGUUACACACAAACCUUCCACACUAUAGUCCGAGCACACAGUCUCACCUGUCAUCUCUCAACAUUCCUCUAAUCCUCGACUCUCAAGUGAACUGUGAAACACGUUUUAGACCAUAUUCACACAAAUGAUUGUUAUUGGCUUUCCAUCCACACUUCACCAUGCUCCCAAAUUAUGGACACAUUUGGAAACACAGGAUAAGGAGGUUUUAAGAAUGCAUUUAUGAAUCUUCUGUUUGCAGAGUUGUUCUGUAAACCAUUAAUGUUUUAAAAAGCAACAGAUAUUUGAAUCAGUCUGGGCAGUGCAGCUUUUUCUACAUUUGAUUUGUUAUUUCAAAGCAUGGUGAGCAGACUGUUUGGCUCAUAAUUUAAAAAGCUAUAGUGGAUUAUCAUCUUCUGAACAGGUACCUCUUGCAUUAGUGUGAAUAUGGUCUUAUUCAGGGUAGCAAGCAGCUUCAAUUCUUGUGAAAUCUUUUUCUUUCUUUUUUUUCAUAUUUCCCAAAGUAAGAUAUUGCCUUUCUUGAUUGUGCUUGCCCAGAAAAAAAUGUGAAUUCACUAUUCAGACACUACUAACGUAUUCUCAGAGUUGAUCAGAGAGGAUGGAUUAACCAUCUGAAGUCAAAGCAGAAACGUAUCUCAGAUUACUGAGAGGUGCACAUAGCUUCCUAUAGUAUUCCUUAUGGCUUUAAUACACACUACUACACUUAGAUACUGUAAACAUUGUAUGAGCAGAAUGGUCAAGUUACUGUGGAUCUACAAAAUCCAAUUGGGACCUGAGGCACCAAAGUUGUUUUACUUACUGAAUUAAUGGAGGAAAAGACAGGCAGCUUCUUUCCAAGCAGAUAGCUAUAUGUCUGUUCAUAUGGCUGUUUCCUAUCAUGUGUGAGCAAAUGCUGAGAAAACCAUAGUUUAUCUGGAGGCCUGUUCCUUUCUGUGACACUAAACUGAGCAACACGUCCUCACAGAUGUAAUAUCCCAGCAUGCCUCAGACCAUUUCUCUUCUGCUCAAGAAACACUACAACGUCUCUCUCUCACAAGUAAUUACUCUCAGACAUGUAACUGUUAAAGCUCGGUCUGUCCACUAUAGUGAGUUUCACAAAACCCACAAAGGCAGCUCAUUACAAUGUAUACUUUUUUUGUAAAUAGGCGUUAGCAUAUUUGUUUACGAUACACAUAGAAAUGAUUUAAUUUAUUCUUUAUCUUUUGUUAAAACCUGAUUUUUGUACGAGCUACUGUAGGACUGCAUGUUGUUAGACUGAGGCGUCAGUCCAGGUACUGAUGCAUCGCUGAUCAUGCUAGUGCACUGAUUUAAAAAGUGUUAGUGUUCCUUGUUGACUUUGAAAUAGCAUUUAUUAUAGAAAAUUAUUUGUGACUAGAAUAAAUUGUCUCGUUUUUUUUUCUAAGAAUAAGAAGAUAGAUGAUAAGAUAGGAGAUGUUUAGUAGUCUGGUUUAUCUCUUGACCACCCUGUUGGAUUUUAGAGUAAAUCAGACUCAGAUGAAGCACAAGCAGUCUCAUUUUAAGUUUCAGUUGCUGCCCAGUCCAUGUAAAGUGUUAUGAAGAUACUCAAAUGCAGACAUUUGAAUUUAAUAUCACAGCACAGUGUUAAAAGUGAAGAGACAACAAAACAAGGAACACUAACAAAGCUUUGAUUCAUUAUACUAUAGUACAAUUAUUCAAACGUAAUGAAUCAGUAACAAGUUUUAGAUUUGUGUCCAGUGAUAGAUUUGCCUGACAUCCAGUUCAUAAACUUAUUCCUAGUAGUUUAUCGGAUUGGCAUUUUUAGAUAGUAGUGAAUAUAACUGUCUGCUGCACUUUAUCAAUUGUUAGCAUUUUGGAGAAAAUGCUGUUACUUUGACUGACAUUACUUCAAUACUCUGUAGCACCCUCUGCUGGUGAUCACACACACUGCAAUAUGCUGAAGGAUGAACCAUGAACUGUGUAGAAAUAAUGUACAAUGCCACCGCCUGGUCAGCACCAGCUAUAGCCACAACAGUUUCUGACCAACCUGUACUGUAUCUUAUGUGCUUAUUUUGUCACCUGAUAAAGAACACGUUGUUUAAAGGAGAGGGUUUAGUUUUUUCUUUAAACGAUACAUGUGGACUUGCAUUAGUGAUGCAGCAAGUGAAAAUAUACAGAUCUAGGAUUGCCUUCUACCCCCAUUUAUCCAGCUGAUUAAGGCCUCACUGAAUUGUUCUGUGUAAGUGUUUCUACAUAUUACAUGGACUCCCUGCAGGCCUCACCUUCUGGGUAUUCUUGAUGUGCAAAGUUGCCAAAAAAGUAAUGUUGGAACAAACAGAUGUUAAGAUUAGAACAAAUGAAUGAAUAUUGAAAUGAUCAGAUUGCAACUGGGCCUUUGUUUCUGAUUCCUGUAACCCCAGAGCCACCUCUUUCAUAAAAAUGUGUUAAUUUUGUAUUUAUUUAUUUUUAUUUACUGUGAGGUGAAGAUGAAUAAAUCAUCUGUAAAUGUAGCAAAUGGAAAACCACGAUACACUGGUGCCAGUAAACUACUGUGUAACAAUAAAAAGUAAACGGAGA